GUGCCUCCUUCCAAGAUGGCGGCGUCCAGCCGGCUCCUGCAGAUGCUGCUCGACGGCGCCGCCGGGCCGCUGUGGCGAGCGCAGCCCACGCUGCGUCGCUCGUUGCGGAGGGGCCUGUGCGAGCGCGCGGCCGGCGCGGAGCAAGCGCAGCAGGCGGAGGACGACGACGACGGCGACGCGAUGGGCCGCCAAGAUAGGACAAUGCAAGGAGAUUCAAGAGAUUUACUGAAGGAAUUUCCCCAGCCUAAAAAUUUGCUCAACAGCGUCAUCGGAAGAGCUCUUGGCAUUUCCCAUGCAAGAGACAAGCUGGUGUAUAUCCACACCAAUGGGCCACGGAAAAAGAAAGUCACGCUGCUCAUCAAGUGGCCAAAGAACGUGGAAGUGGAAGGCUACGGGACCAAAAAGAUCGACGCUGAGCGGCAGGCUGCAGCCGCUGCUUGCCAGCUCUUCAAGGGCUGGGGUCUGCUGGGUCCCCGAAAUGAGCUCUUUGAUGCCGCAAAGUACCGCAUCCUUGCUGAGCAGCUGGGCUGCCCCGAUGAGCGGUGGUACUCAGAGGGCAGCCGGUGGCGCUCCAAGUCCGGGCCGUCUCUGGCCGACCUCUCGACCUGCUGGAGGAGGAUGGAGCCUAGCGAGCCCAUCCAGUCCCUGGAGCACAACAGGCUCCCCAAACCCAUCCGGAAGGAGGAGCUGGAAGAAGGGGAGCUGGAAGAAGGGGAGCUGGAGGAAGGAGAGCUGGAGGAAGACACCAUCGACGUCUCCGAUUACCUGUCCAUGGCGCAUCCAGGGGCCCGCACCCCACCCAGAGACAUGAGGGACGGCUUCUCUCUCGAGAUGACAGAUGACAACACAGCCCUCCGGGCUCUGACCCAGUUUCCUCUGCCCAAGAACCUCCUGGCCCAGGUGAUCCAGAUUGCCACUUCUUCGUCCACAGUCAAGGAGUACAUGCAGUUCCGGACGGUGGGCACCAAGACCAAGAUCUGCAAACUGACCCUGCGCUGGCCCUGCCCCAUGACCUUCGCCGCCAAGGGGCGACGCAAGGUGGAGGCGGAGAACAAAGCGGCUGCUCUGGCCUGCCAGAAGCUGAAGAGCCUGGGCCUUGUGGACAAGAACAACAACCCCCUGAGCCACGCCAUGUACAACAUGACAUCCCUCCGGGAGCUGGGCGAGAACCAGCGGAAGCCCUGCCACAUCAAGGUCCCCGAGGCCACGCUGCGCAAGAUCGAGAACUACCUGAACCAUUACCCAGUGGACACCCAGGAAUCCAGGCCACGCCUGGCCGACGACAUGAUGAACUUGAGCAAGGAGUCGGGCACCCUCAGCGACGCCAUCACAGGCAAGAGUUACAUCCCCAUGUCGGAGUCGGAGGAAGUUCGCCACAGCCAGAACCUCCUGGCUCUCUGGAAGCGGAGGGGCAGCUCCUGGCAGGAGACCCAGCCUCUGCCCGUGGACUCGCACCGGGAAGCCAUCCUCUCGGUGGGUCCAGAGGGAGGCGAGGGAUCUUUGGGACCCCGCAUUUUCAGUGAGACUAUUCAGGAGGGCAGCGAGGAGGGUGUUUUUGGGGACCAGCUGCGGUUUAAAUCAGGGCUGGAAUAG
Podarcis muralis (Common wall lizard) is the source of this 1593-nucleotide messenger RNA. The record is from RefSeq and is a predicted model, not a curated record. NCBI's taxonomy places the organism in Eukaryota, Metazoa, Chordata, Lepidosauria, Squamata, Lacertidae.